AUGCUAGGUCGGUUAACAUUUACACUUUUGACGUGGUUGGUGCUGUUCCAUCAACUUGUCCAUUCAAGUUCAAAUCCUGAUACUAAUACCCAGGAGGAAAUAGAAUUUCCUGAUCCUAUCCCAGGGGCAGAUUUUUCAAAAGAAAUAUCUAAAGGUCUUCAUGUUGUCGAUUUUUUCAGUCCUUACUGUCCCCAUUGUAAACAUCUAGAACCUGUUUGGCAAAAAACAUGGAAGAAGUUUGAUACAGAAUAUGGUAAUCUAAACCUAACCUUUUCAAGAGUUGAUUGUAUUGCAAGUGGUGAUCUUUGUAACGCUGAGAGUAUAGAAUACUACCCAACUAUAAGGCUUUAUGGACCAGAAGGUGCAAUUAAGAAUUACCCAGAGACCGGUAAGAGGACUGUAGAGAGUUUCAUCGAGUUUGCUAGGAAAGAGGCACUUAAUCCAGAUAACUUUGCGGAAGCAAAUCUAAGAUCUACUAGUGUAAGACUAUCAGAUAAUGAAAUCAUAAAGUUAUUAGCCGGGACAGGAGAUGCUCCUUACCUUGUUUCAUUCUGGCCAACGAAGGCAAUGGAUAAUACAGAUGAUUAUGGCGAAUUUGUAGACUGUGCACAUUGCACACCAUUCCAAAGAGUAUGGAGACUACUUUCAACGCAAUUAAUGGAAGGCAACAUUAAAUCUGGUCAUGUUAAUUGUGUCGACUCUCCAGUUCUUUGUAACGAACUUGGGUUUGAGAAGUUAGUACCAAUAGAUAAUGAUUCCAGGGAAAGAGAACCACGUGUAGCUUUAAUAUUACCAAAUAAGCAAUCUAACAAUCUGUUUGUUUUCCCUGAUGAUGAUUUUGAAAUAUAUACGAAAGUGUACGAAGAUUUUGCACUUCGUUUAACCCAUAACAAUAAUGCCCCCGAUAUCUCAAAAGCAGAUAUUCUAAAAAUUAUGCAACAAGAUAUCGAUUUCGGUGACUCUAAUAAAGAAAAUAUUAACGACCAAAAGAUUCAUCUUGUGUUUUCAUAUGAUUCCCGAACUGUCGUUCCUGAAGACUUAGAUGUCUUGGAACAUCUUAUCGAACCAUUACAAGCUUUACCUAAUGUUUAUCUAUACAAAAUCAACGAAUCCAUCGUUGAUGUGACGAGGACAGGUUACAAUAAUAUGUACUCGAUUAUCAAAAACAAUGAUAAGGAUGCCGAACCAUUGACUUUAAAUGAAAACAGUUUAGUUUUAAAUUCAAUUACUCAGAUGCCAACUUUUUUCAUAUUUAGAGACGGCGAUACUACUUCUCAAGUUUUUCCAGGCUACUCAACUACAGAAACUAGAAACCCAGAACUAAUCAUGUCAUGGGUCAAGCUUUUUGCAAAACCACUCUUCUCAGAAAUGACACCUUCGAAUUUCCGCAAUUUUAUGGAACUAGAUAGAGAUGUCUUUAGUACAAUUAUAUUACUGAUUGCUAAUACGUCUGACCCAAAUUUUAUCAAAUCUAGUUCAGGUUACUUAAGAAAUAUUAAUGUUGCUGGUUACGAAUAUGAACAUGAAAGAUUAGAAGAAAUGUAUGAAAAUGUAAUAGCAGAACGCAGAGAAAAGAAAGAAUAUAUUCAGCACCUACGUAAUAAAAGCGCUAAACCUGAUAAAAUUGUUGACGCUACAUUAUUAGACGUCGAUCAUGUCAAUAAUUUACGAUUAUCUCUUGCAUAUUACGACAUUGACAAAUAUGAUGAAACCAUGUCAUGGAUAAGGACACCUAUUCUGAAGGGACCUCUGAAGGCAGGUGAGAUUCUUAUCAUCGACAGAACUGAUGGAAGGGUCUUCCAAUUUGAUUCAUCUGGCAAUGUUAUUAAUAGUGAUUCCCCAUCUAGUUUAAGAGACAUUUUUCUGUCUGUUUCAUUACCUGGAAGAACAAGCGUUAUUACACCAGAAUUCAUGUCUAUGAUUGUCACAAUUAAACGCACGACAAAGAUGACUUCAUUAUCACCAACACGUAUGUUGUAUUUAAUUGUUGUGGUUCUAUGUUUCCUAAUCGUGACGAGAUCAAAGAAGCUUUACAGAAAAUACAGAACUAGAAAGUUAUAUAGAAACAAAAGGGAUACAAUCGGUUUGUUAGGGAAAGAAGUGCUUCAAGAUUAA
Messenger RNA from Maudiozyma barnettii, 2115 nucleotides. RefSeq names its product protein disulfide isomerase EPS1 (gene EPS1). The transcript has a single exon. NCBI's taxonomy places the organism in Eukaryota, Fungi, Ascomycota, Saccharomycetes, Saccharomycetales, Saccharomycetaceae. Bases 1 to 2115 code for a protein of 704 amino acids. The record is from RefSeq and is a predicted model, not a curated record. Gene Ontology annotation, biological process: protein folding. Gene Ontology annotation, molecular function: protein disulfide isomerase activity. Gene Ontology annotation, cellular component: endoplasmic reticulum.